AUGCGCCGCCGCCAUGUCCCCGUCGGCAGACGCAUCUUGGAGCAGAACAUCAAGGCUCGGUACCACGCCAGAGACAUUGGCACCGAGGAUGCACUCCACCUGUUUGACGAAUUGCUCCCGUAUGCUGGGCGCUCCUCCAUCCAUGCCAUCAACUGCCUCCUCACCGUUGUCGGCCGUGAUUGCCCUGCGCUCGGCGCCUCCCUCUUCAACCGCGUCGCAAGGUCCAAGGUGGCACCCAGCAGUAUCACCUAUGCCAUUCUGGUCGACUGCUGCUGCCGCGCUGGCCGCCAGGACCUUGGACACACUGCCAUGGGACAGGUCAUCAAGAUGGGGUUUCUUGCAGAUGCUAUGAUCACUUUCAGCCACCUACUCAAGGCCAUCUGUGCGGAGAACAAGACCAGCUAUGCAAUGGACAUCCUACUCCGAAUAAUGCCCAUGUUUAACUGCGUACCGGAUGUCAUCUCCUACAACAUUCUUUUCAAGGGUGACUGCAACGAGAAGAGAAGCCAAGAGGCUCUCGAGCUGAUUCAGGUGAUGGUUGAGCAUGGAGGUGGCUGCCAACCUACUGUGGUGUCCUAUAGCACCGUAAUUGAUGGCUUGUUGAAAGAGGGUGAGGUGAACAAGGCUUACAGCCUAUUUUGUCAAAUGUUACAAAGGGGAAUUUCACCGGAUGUUGUGACCUGUAGUUCAAUUAUUUCUGGCAUGUGCAAGCUUCAUGCGAUGGACAAGGCUGAGGAGGUUCUUCAACAGAUGCUUGAUUGA
This is a messenger RNA of Triticum turgidum subsp. durum (durum wheat), 762 nucleotides long. The record is from the annotation of a GenBank genome assembly. Lineage: Eukaryota; Viridiplantae; Streptophyta; Magnoliopsida; Poales; Poaceae.